Messenger RNA from Serpula lacrymans var. lacrymans S7.9, 378 nucleotides. RefSeq lists its product as uncharacterized. The record is from RefSeq and is a predicted model, not a curated record. The transcript has a single exon. Gene Ontology annotation, molecular function: catalytic activity; 4 iron, 4 sulfur cluster binding. Bases 1 to 378 code for a protein of 125 amino acids. Lineage: Eukaryota; Fungi; Basidiomycota; Agaricomycetes; Boletales; Serpulaceae.
AUGAAGAAACUGAAUAUUAGCGGUGGUGAACCGUUCCUGAAGCCAGACUUCAUUGGCGAAAUUUUCCGCUUUUGCAAAGAGGAACUCCAUCUCGAAUCCUGCUCUGUGGUGAACAAUGGAUCAAAAGUUACAGAAAAAUGGAUGGAUACCUACGGCCGUUAUUUGGACGUCAUGGCUAUAUCCUGCGACAGUUUCGAUGCCGAUGUUAACGUGCAAAUUGGCCGCUCUGAAAAGGGCACUGGUAACCACGUCGGUCGCGUGUUCCAAGUUGCCGAAUGGUGUCGUAGAAGAGGUAUCGAAGUGAAGAUUAAUACGGUUGUAACGAGGCAAGUUGUUUCUCGAAUACGGAUAUGGCACCGCGAUAAAAUGCUUACUUGA